GCGACUGUGCGAGCUGUUAGCGUACAACACGGAUGAACAACAACAAUCUACCAACUCGGAAACAAGAGCUAUGUCCUCUUAUCAAAACCUCUUUCAAGACAGACUCCCACGGAUCGAAUCCCCUGCCAAGAUUUUUGCGAAGCUCAAAUCGAGAGUACAGAAAGAAGCAGCGCAAUGCAGCAGAGAAAGAUACGGAGGAGAAUUAAUAUCUCCCAGGAGGAGAUUGGAUGUCCAGCCACAGACCCUCUCACCAAUAUCCACCUAUGUUCUUCCAGACCCGAUUCAGGAGCACGGUCGGUUUGGGUUUUACCACGGUGACGUUCAGCCACAGACUCUUUCACCGAUAUCCACUCCACAGAAGUCAUCCAGGUUUCAGUGUGGAGAACCAGAUGAUACGUUUGGUCUGAAUAAGUCUAGACCUAUGUUUAUGUCGUGCAACAUGGCGUCCAAGCGAUCUUUCCUAGAGUCUACGGCCGUAACUUAUUCUCACAGAGACCACUUCAGAGAUCCUGGGGGAUUCAUAAGUUCCAGAGAAGCAAAACAAAAAGUACUGUCUGAGGAAAACGGCCGUGUGUGGGCCGUGUCCGGGCAUGAUAGGACCCGUGCAGACGAACUUCAGUCCCCAUCAAAACUGGUGUCUCCCUUGAAGAUGAGGCUGAGGACGAGGAAAUGUGAACAGUCUAAUUUGAGUCAAAUCAACAACAGUACAAGUGGCAUCAACAGUGAAGUUCUGCGUCAACCACGAAAAAGGAUCAUAACCAUCGCCUCAAGCGAAGACUACACACAGGACGAGGAGUAUCUGGGUGACGUGAGAAGGUUUUCUGCCCAGCAACCACAGACGAGGCAGAGUGAUCGUGAACCUAUGAUCCCAACACCAACAAUCAUCCCAGAUAAACGUUUACAUGUGGUGUUGGAAAAAGUUCCUAUUAUGACGCCAGCCAAGAUGUUUGCUUUAAUGAAGGAGAGGGAAAAUCAAAGAAUCAGGGCCCAACCAGAAGCUCACGAAGUCAGAAGAAGCUCAAGGAAUCUCUUCAGUGAAGCCAAGCCUUAUCAGAACACACGGUCUUCUCUGUCCUCUCCUGACGUGGCUCAAACAGAGGACGCUGAGAGUGGAAUGGUUACUGAGACGGAAAGCCAGGUGUCCACUAUCCCAAUGGAACCCAUUUUGCUUGAAGACCCAGUUCUACUCAAUACACCAAGAUUCUCCAUCCCUAGAAGGCAACCGGAGAAAAAUUGGUCCAGGUGUCCACAAUUCCCUAGUGACAGUGUCAUAUAUCUCAAAAACUGGAUCGUGAGGAAAAACAGUAUGGGCCUAUUUGUGGACGGGGUCCACAAGAAGGACAACAUACCAUGGAACAGCAACAUCAUUGUUGAGAGGAUUUCUAACUCUGUGCUGAAGACUCUCACUGGUAGAAUUUACAUUUUGGUUGGCAAAAUGAGCAAGCAUGUCAAUGUGGGGUUUCCAAAGUGGUUUCUGAAGAACUUUGUCAGUGGUUUCCCUUCAGACUGGAAGUUACUUUAUGAAAAGUUGUUGUCGGAGUCCAGAGAUAGAGGGACAAAGAAACCAGAGAAGAGAAAAGCUGAGGUUUCAGAAGAAAAACCUGAGACAUCCUCAAUGCCCUCCGUCAAGAAGAAGAAACCUGAGACGUCCUCAAUGCCCUCUGUCAAGAAGAAGAAACCUGAGACGUCCUCAAUGUCCUCCGUCGAGAAGAAGAAACCUGAGACUUUCAAGACACCUGAUCCCCUUCCUUCCCUCGACUCCUCCACCUCCUCUUCAGCUGCUAAAGUGUCUCGGAGUGGAAGGACAAUAAAACCUCCCCUGGAGUACUGGAAAGGAGGGAGAGUUAUUCUGGAUGCAGACAUGAACGUUACCAUCCACAAUUGUUAUGAUUCUUCAGUCCUUCUCCCUACCACCGUGUCGAAGAGGGAAAAACAAUCAAAGAAUGUGUUCCCAUCAAGCAGCGAAGGCAGUGAUGGAGAGGCGUCAGUACUGCUGAGGAAGACCAAGCCUCCAGUCCGAAAGGCCAGUCAAACCAAGCUCAGCCAAGAUGUCCAAAUGUCCACAACUCAGCCCGUGUCUCCUGCAGAGACAAAUGGCAGUACUGGAAACAGCUUUGUCACAUCCACCAGGUCUAGUAAAAGGAGCCAGCCUUUGGAAAAAAGGUCAUCCGUUGACGCCAUCCCUCGAAAGCAGGGACAGCCCGAUAAGACUGCACCACUGAGGUCUGGAAAACGGACAAACAACACAAAAAAGCCUCCAGUAAAGCCGCCCAAACAAACCAUUCCAUCGUCACCAGAAACAUCACAGCAACAGUCCUCGGAGUCCUCGGAAGAGAUGACUCCUCAGAGACAGAAAAAGGACAGAGGAGGUCGUAGGAAGAAAGACAGGGACGAUCGAAACAGACCACACGUGAACAGAUUGUCGUCAACGAGUGACUCGUCUGAGCCAAAAUGGAAAAAGGACAAAAGAGGUCGUAGAAAGAAAGACAGGGACGAUCGAAACAGACCACACGUGAGCAGAUUGUCUUCAACGAGUGACUCGUCUGAGCCAAAAUGGAAAAAGGACAAAAGAGGUCGUAGAAAGAAAGACAGGGACGAUCAAAACAAACCACACGUGAGCAGAUUGUCUUCAACGAGUGACUCGUCUGAGCCGAGACGUAAAAAGGACAGAGGAGGUCCGAGUAAGAAAGACAGGGACGAUCGAAACAGACCCCACGUGAGCAGAUUGUCUUCAACGAGUGACUCGUCUGAGCCGUCUGAGAAAAAAAACAGUAAACGCAAAAACCAAAACACCAAGAAGGCGCUGAUACUAACAAAAAACAAUCAGAACAAACGCACCAAACCUUCACCACCAACAAGGUCGCCGCUCAAGUUGACGAGUUCCAAAACAACACGCAAGUCACACAAACAGGCCGUGAUUGAAGACCAGAGUGAAGACAAGUGGACUGAGGCUGAGCUCAUGAGGCUACGAGAGGCCGUGUCAUACUAUCCUAAGCACCUGUCCGGGUACUGGGCCAAAGUAGCGAAGGCGGUGGGCCGCUCUGCAGAAGAGUGUCACAACCAGCACACGUCUCUGGGAAAACCACAGACUCCUGUGAAGAAUGCAAAAAAAUCCCAAAAAGGAAAAAUGGAAGCCACAACAGAGCAAGUUGCAGAACCUCGUGUUAUAUCUGCCAAAGUGGGGACAUUUAAGAGGAAGCAGCAGGUGCGGAAGUUUCUCGAAGACAUGCCGAAAGACGACGCUGACGACGCCUUCUCCUCUGCGUACAUGCACGCCAAACGCGUCGAGGUUCCGUCCAUUUGUAUGAGCGAAGAGAACGAGUUCACAGUGAAGGACUUGGAGCCUCUGACCCCCACGUCAAGAGUUUUUCCUGACGCGAAAACUCCUCAGUGUCUGCACAUCACUCCCGGGAUGAUGGGCUCCGCAGACUGGGACAAAGAUGACAAAUAUGUCUACCAUCUCCAGAAAAGGACGAAAAAGAGUCAGUUCAAUGUUUAUAAACAGUCUCACUCCUUAAAGAGGUUUUCACCCACGCCAACCCUGAAACAAAAAAUGACGAGAUGUGCUAACACAGCAAAUGAUAAUUUUGCUGUUUGGGAGAUGUUCCCAGGACAUGAAGACAUGGUGUCUGACAGUGAAGAGGAAGAUUACUACUUCUCAGAAGUUGACCAAUAAAAUGUGGUGCUAGUGCCAUAAAUCUCCAAAA
This is a messenger RNA of Cynoglossus semilaevis (tongue sole), 3707 nucleotides long. RefSeq names its product MIS18 binding protein 1 (gene mis18bp1). Lineage: Eukaryota; Metazoa; Chordata; Actinopteri; Pleuronectiformes; Cynoglossidae. The record is from RefSeq and is a predicted model, not a curated record. Bases 71 to 3676 code for a protein of 1201 amino acids. Gene Ontology annotation, cellular component: chromosome, centromeric region. The transcript has 16 exons.